UUUUGAAACCCUAAUUAUUAGUGGCAAAAAUUUCCGUCUCUCCUUCUCCACCUGCUGCGGCGAUGCAAGAGUCAAACUGAAAGAACUCUAUGGAAGUCAUGGAAGACAUAACAAAUGCAAAGAGGGGAUCAAAACUCGUCCAAGACUGGACUGAGCUGACUUGGGACUGUCUCAUCAACAUAUUCUCACGGUUGAGCAUGGAAGAAAGGUGGAAUGGACCUAUGUUGGUUUGCAAGACAUGGAUGAACCUUUGCAAUGACCCGUUGCUCAACUCGGUCUUCGAUCUUGAAACUUGGUUUCUAUCUUCCACCGAAACGUGCAACCGGUGGAGUUUCGAAUUUUCGGAACAAGUCGACUCAAUGCUCAUGUCUGUUGUUGAUCGAAGCAAGGGUGGUCUCAAAGAGAUUCGAGUGAGGCAUUGCACGGAUCAAUCUCUCUUGUAUGUCGCUGAAAGAUGCCCUAAUCUUGAGCUACUUUGGGUUAAGCAUUGCCCUAAUGUUACAGUUGAAUCGCUUCAGAUGAUAGCCUUAAAGUGCACUAAGAUCAUGGAACUUGAUAUGAGCUCCUCUUAUGCAAUAAGUCCACAGUGUUUGGAAAUGUUUGGUAAGAACUGCAAGAAUCUUCAGGUUGUGAAACGAAACUAUGUGUCUCCAUCUGAGGUCUCGAUGUUCGAGUCGUAUGAAAAUUACAUGGAGAAUUUCCCUACCUUUAUUAUAGGGAAUGUUUAUGUUCAUGCGAUUCAGAGUUCCAUGCAUCAGCUUAAGCACUUGGAAGUUCGAUACUUAACAAUGACUGAUAAAGCUCUUGCUAGUAUUUGUAAAAAAUGUCCAAAACUAGAGUAUUUGGACUUGUUCGGGUGUCCAAAGUUGACGAUGGAUGGUGUGAUUAACAGUACCUCGACUUUGAAGAAUUUGAAGGAGCUCAAGAUGCCGGAGUUUACAGCUUGAUAUUUCGCCAUUAAUCUCUUCUAUGGUUUUGUGUUAAUGCUAUUUUCUUUUUCUCCUUGGUUGCAUUUGAACAAGUCAGUUAACUCUUCUUUUGGGGAUUUCUUUACCUUUUGUUUUAAUUAGACAGCAAAUGAUUCUUUUAAUUUGUGAAGAAAAUGAUUGGAUUAAUAU
Messenger RNA from Capsella rubella, 1118 nucleotides. Its product is annotated as putative F-box/LRR-repeat protein 19. Bases 90 to 947 code for a protein of 285 amino acids. The record is from RefSeq and is a predicted model, not a curated record. The transcript is spliced from 3 exons. NCBI's taxonomy places the organism in Eukaryota, Viridiplantae, Streptophyta, Magnoliopsida, Brassicales, Brassicaceae. Gene Ontology annotation, molecular function: protein binding.